Triplophysa rosa is the source of this 1546-nucleotide messenger RNA. It is a transcript of the gene rpp25a, whose product is annotated as ribonuclease P and MRP subunit p25, a. Gene Ontology annotation, biological process: tRNA 5'-leader removal. Gene Ontology annotation, molecular function: RNA binding. The record is from RefSeq and is a predicted model, not a curated record. Gene Ontology annotation, cellular component: ribonuclease MRP complex. The coding region runs from base 633 to 1346 and encodes 237 amino acids. Lineage: Eukaryota; Metazoa; Chordata; Actinopteri; Cypriniformes; Nemacheilidae. The transcript has 2 exons.
UCAGCCACAAACACACACUGAUUGACAGGACCCCAUUAACACUGAACAUUUAAAGGGGAAGUCGGUACAGCAUAUGCCAGGAUGUAAUUAUCAUACAGAGCGCUUAGUCGCCGAAAAACUGUGACUGUUCCUUUAAGAGGUCUCUCCCUACACUCCCUCGUUCUGAAUGUUCCUCACAACCAAACUGCCUCUUCAGUAUAUUUUGGAGUGUGACAUUCACCACUUCAGGUUCUAUUUAAGGUCUUGAGAUAUGACCAUAUAGAGGAACAAACUAUACGACACAAAAACUUUCAUGAUCCAGGGAAAGAGUAGAAAAAUCUAUCAACCAAACAGCUUUCAUCUUACAGAGACUGAAAUAUGCUUCAAAGGCGGCGAGUCUGAAAAACAGCUGAUCCUCAGCACUUUUUCCUUUGAUGAAUUUGCACGCUUUAGAGAACCGACUUUUUCCCCUUUCAUGAAGUAUUUGACAUCUUAUCGUUCUGUUCAGAGCGGUGGACAUAACGACAUAAUUGGACUUGGAGACAGCACAUAAUGGGCUGUAACCUUGAGUGAAGUCUAAAGCCCUACAGAAUUCUGGGAAACAUUUUUAAAUGAUAACGAAUUUUUCGCAGUCCAGCUAAAAAGAAACCAGCAUGUUUGUGCCGAGCAGAGAGCUUCAUCAUGAUAACACGCCUAAAUGUACCACAUCCGUCUCUCAUGUCCAGCACCCUGAACUGAAUGUCACAAACCCUCCUGGAUCUACCAACAAACCAAAACAAAAUGGAUUUAGGAAGAUCUGUUCCACUGGAGAACCAAGCCCAUGUCCAAUCCCAGGACUGGGAUCCGGGGUGCUGGAAAUGCGAGUGAAGGAGGGGAGCAAGAUCCGAAACCUUUUGGGCUUUGCCUUGUCUCGAUUGCAAGCCGACGGACACGAAUCUGCAACGUCCCAUGUUCUGUUUAGCGGAAUGGGACGUGCCAUGACCAAAACCAUCACAUGUGCGGAGAUAAUGAAACGCAAAGUGCAGGGUUUACACCAGGUGUCAAAGCUUCAAUAUAAGACGGUAACUGAAUUGUGGGAGAGCCUUGAGAGCGGCCAGUCGGUUCAGAUGACCAUACACAGAACUGUUCCUUCUAUUUGCAUUCUUCUAUCCAAAGAACCACUAAACCCGCUCGAGCCAGGCUACCAGCCUCCAGUGGAGAAAGUAGCUCUGUCAAAAGAGGAAAACGAGGGGGAUGGAUCGCAAGAGUCUGGAAACCCAGAGAAAAGACUUUACAGUCCUUAUUCUCAUGAGGUUCUGCCCAGUAUAAAGAGAGCUGCUCUGGGACAGGACAGUUUCCCAACUAAGAAAAAAGUGAAAAAAUUAUAAAGAUGUAAUUAUUAUAAAGGAGGGGUCCCUUAACAUGUAUAUUUUGUUUAUAAAUAUGAAUAAGGUAUCAUGUUGUUGUAUGCUAAACUGUCAUACAUGUCAAAUUGGCCACAUUAGAAUGCAAAAAAAUGAAUGUGUAAUUUAUGUGAUUAUCGCAUGUUCAGUUGUAUCUUUGCUAGUUUAAUUGUCAAUACUUUAAU